UUCGAUCUCGGCAAAUAUCCCUUCUGCUGAGACGCCCGUCUGCCAACGUCGUCAGACACGGCGACUAUCUAUUCGAAAUUCUUGCAUCGUUGAUGUUCUCCCAAAAACAUAACUCUCAACACUGAUUUUCCUUCGGUGAAACAAGUGAAAAAAUUGAAAAUCGAAAACAGUGAGCAAACCAAAAUUUCAGAUGUGUAAAAUGUAAGUGGCUAAUUCGGAAGCUGUUCAGUCCUUUGCGAGAUUUUCAUCAGUGACAACGUGUUUUAGUGAAAGAGUAGAACGCGAAACGAGAAAACCCCUAAACUGAACAAAGAAACAUAAGGAAAAUAAAAAAAUAAAAAGUAACCAAAAAAUACAUUCGAUAAAGGUGAAGUGUUCUCAAGAAGGCCAUUUAUUAAUUGGCAUGUGAAUUGUACGGUACAGAGAAAGAUAAACAAAUAUUUUAGAAAAUAACCUACCAAAAAUGUCGAUUUAAGAAUUUUGCGCACGCCUUUUCGUAUCAAAUCGGCAAAAUACAGCUGCAAAAUGAACUCCGGAAAAUGGAUGGAGGCAUUCCGAAUAUUAAGAAACGGUUAAAAUCCAAUUGAGUUACUUUGCGAAAAAAAUCACGUUUGUAUUCAAGAAAUUUAUCAAAGUACAAAAAGGAAAAGGAAAUUGAGAAUAUACAAGUGUUCCUCAACGACGAAUAAUACCCACACCCUCCCAGUCGAAACGAAAGAAUUCGGACGCUUUGCCCUCUGCUUUGGCAUUAUCGAUUGAAUCAUCGAUCUAUAUUUACCAAUAUUUACUUGUCUUCGAUUUGGUGGAAGCAACAAGUAUCGCUUCUUCACCUUCCAUUCUUCUUGCCUUCACUUGGGUUUCAUUGGGGCGAGCUUUGCUCUGAAGGCCGUCAAAAUGACAAAAGAACAGACUACCGUCAUCCCAGAAGAGCUCUAUAAUUUGACGCAAUUGGCCGAAGUGGCUGCGGGUCGCUUAAACACUUCGGCAGAGAAGAACCCCAAGAAGGGCUACGACGAUAGCCGCAGUGGCGUUGUGACGAAUCAACCGGAUGAUGAAAUGAAGCUGUUGAGCAUGGCUGUAAGAAACAGGGCGAUAGACUUCAAACCACAUGUACUGACGAAAGACAUGCGAUCUCAUGAGGGCGAAAAUCGGCAAUUAACUGUAAGCGAAAAUUGUGAAAUAUCUGCAAUAAAGACAGAAAACAGAUCACCAGAACCUCCAUUCGACUCCUACCAGCAGGAACACAAUCAACAAGAGCUGCAGCAGCAACAACAACAACAUCAUCAGCUUCAUCUGCACCAUCAUCAUCAUCAUCUAUGCAACAAUUCGAAUGGUCCAACAUUCUAUUCAUCGUCUGACGAUGACUCCAACUACUACAGCCACAAAGUAUUUGAUCGGAAGAAAUUGCGUCGAUCCACAAUAUCGGAUAAUUCUCCGCGUUAUGAUGAACACUCUUCGUGCAGUAGCAGUGCCCCUGGCAGCACCAGCAGUGGCAGCGGCGACGAACACUCAUAUAACCACCGCCACCACCAUCAAACUCACCAGGAUUAUCGCAAUGGCAGCAAAUCAUCUUCAGGCGCCUCUAGUGAUGUGGAGAACCUACAACAAAUUCACAUUGAUUCCAGCGUAGCAGGUCUAAAUCUCUUGGAGGAUGAACACAUUUGCCCGGAAUGUGGCAAAAAGUACUCCACCUCUUCGAAUUUGGCGCGUCAUCGACAAACCCAUAGCUCUUUACACUCCAGGUCGAUUAUGGACAAAAAGGCUAGACAUUGCCCAUUUUGUGAAAAGGUUUAUGUCUCUAUGCCUGCAUUUUCGAUGCACGUUCGCACUCACAGUCAAGGAUGUGAAUGUCAGUAUUGUGGCAAAAAGUUUUCCAGGCCGUGGUUGCUGCAGGGUCAUAUUAGGACGCAUACAGGUGAAAAGCCCUUUAAAUGCAACGUUUGUACCAAAGCCUUUGCGGACAAGUCGAAUUUGCGGGCCCACAUUCAAACGCAUUCAAAUACAAAGCCUCACACCUGUAAACGAUGCGGCAAAGCUUUUGCUCUUAAAUCCUACCUGUAUAAGCAUGAAGAGUCCUCCUGCAUGAAGAAUCAUCAUAGAACGGACAAAGAAGUGCGAGGUAAUCGCUCUACACACCAUAACCAGACAAAUAACAACCAGGAGCCUGUAAAGACUAGUGGUUCAAUAAAUUCUGGAUUCGCAGUAGAAUCGGCCAAAUCGACAUUGGCCACCAAACUCCUACAAAAAGAGAAGGACAGACAGCAGGCAAUUAAGCAUUACACCAACUUAGCAAAUCAAGGAGGCCUUCAAAUCAUACCUGUGGGUGGCGAUAACCUCCAGCCCAGCUUGGAUAUAUCACACCAGCAAAAGUCCUACACCAUGUUAACAAAUCCCAUGACGGUCGAAGACUACGAGAAUUAUAAGCGCAUAAGUGUCAUACAAACACCGGCCGUCAUUAAUGGAGUUGGCCAUAUCUUUGCGCCUGCCCUUAAUUUAGAUAUGGGCUCGACGCAAACCAGUCCCCAAGUGCAAGUGCAAUUUUAUGGCAGCUCAAAUGUGGUCUCCAGCGAGCAGAUGCAAGAUCAGCCAGUAGACUUUUCGCCCAAGAACAGUUUCACACAUUCAGCUAAAACUAGUCCCUUUGAAUUGACAGGAAACUAUGCCAUUGUCGCCUAAACUCUUACAAAAACAGAAAUGGAAAAAGACACAAAAGUAUCUCAAGAAAAUUAAAAUGCAAUGCCAAAGACAAUGGGCAUACCCAAAAAUCCAACACACAAAAAAUGGAAAUUAAAAAAAAACAACCCCAACCCUCCAUGAUAUGAUGAUUAUGAUAUUAACUAGUUUUAGUACAAGUAUUUACUUACAUACAAACACACUUGCUUACUUAGCCAUGUAGACGAUCCAAAACAUAUGUGAUAGUAAAUUUAUAUACUUACGUACAUACAUGCAUACGUAUUUGUCUAGAUAAUUAUUUUUUGUAAACCAUGCCAAUCAAAGGACAAACUUUCUACCAUCAGAAAAGGCAGUGCAGAUUUUUUUUUUUUUUUAAUUAUUUUAAAAUAUCUUUACUUACCAUCUGGUGGUCUUUUUGCCAAAGAAAGUGUGCGCACAUACUCUGCUCUCUGCAAUGCGUAUGUUUUUUCGUUUUUUUGUUUAAUUACUAGACUUAGAAUGUAUUUAUGUACUUACAACUUUACAGUAUUGCAAACAAAUUUCAAUUGUCAUUAUACAACAAAUAUUGUAGUUUAGAAAUUCCAACGAGAAAACCCAAAAACAAAAAUAAGCACAAGAAAAAUCCAUGAAGGAAAGCAAAAUGGAGCCGUUUAUACACAUGCACUUGCAAAGAUAUUUUCAAUUAUAAAUAGUUUGUAGUGUUACCUGGUAUUUGUAGUUUAGUAUUAUGAACCUAGUUUUAGUUUAGCAUUAAAGCACCCAUGUAUUUGGCUUUGAGCCUUUGGCUCUGAGCGAAUAUAGACGAGAUGAUCUAGUCUUUAAAAUUAGUAACAAAUCGAAUGGCAAUCUUGGAGGCUCCUCCAUAUCAUUUGAUUUGUCUUGCAUUCGAUUUGGCUCCCCAAUUUCGUAGGCAGAACCUGAUACACUACAAAUUAGCUACCAUUGUAAUUUUUUUUUGUUUUUUGUUUCUGAAAGCUAUGAUAGACCAUUGAUGGCCGUUAUUGGUGCAAUAUUAUUUAUGCGAUUAUAACCUAAACAUUUACUUGAAUUUUUUCAUUUGACUAUUUUAUGUUAAAACAUAAGCACAGCCUAAGGGAAAAACUCACUUCAAAGUUGCCAUUAGUGGGCAUUGAAUUUCAUUGUGCCCCGGAUAGACCUGACCUCUUUGACGCGCAAUCAAUUUGUGAACGUAAACUUGAGAUUGAUUAAGAAAUUGCAAUGAAUUCAUAAUAAGCAGUUUAACAGUCGUAGAACAUCUUGGAGCCAAGAGUUUUAAAGCCUUUACUCAAAAAAUUAAAUGGGAUUUCUUCAUGUAAUACUUGGCUCUUGGAAUCACGCAGAAAGCCGAAUACGUUUGUUUUUGUUUUGUUUAGUCAUUCAGUGUUGUUACACAUUAAAGGCCUGCAAAUGUCAAAUUUUUCUCCAGUAAUGCCAUCUGUCGUAAACCAAUCAUCAACGCACAUUAUGCCAAAAUACUCCAGUGUUGUGCUGUAAUGCCAAACAAUCACCAUGUCAUUCAUUGACUGUUAGCUGAGCAACACGGCAUACCUGCAAUGCAACUAACAACAAUGUCAAUUUCGAAAAUAUUUUGAAAUAGAAAAAAUCUUAAAAAAAUCUAUAUGAUGGCGUCAAACGAUGGCGUCGACAAAAUGGCAUCGUAAAACCUAUUUCCCAAUUCUGUAAUUAUGGAUUUUUAUGGUACUGCACAUAACUGUUAAAAAAGAUUUUUGCGGUAUUUACGAUACCAUAUUCUGGACCAUAUUGGUGUAGAAUGUUUGCGAGUCUUUCGUAUAUUGCAACUGGCCAUGUAUAUACAAAAUGGUAGUAAUUUUUUCUUUGUUUUAUAAUGGAAAUUUUUAAACAUGCUCAAAGUCCGUCUGCGUUCAAAUAAAUUGAUUUAAAAUAAAAAAAUCAACCCAUCGAUUCCAUUGUCCAACUUAAAAAAAAAAUCAUAUAUUUGCUAUUAGAGCAUUUAUAGAGACGUAGUAUUUCUAAUUUUCUUUACAAUUUUUUUACCUUUUUUUAAAAUUUAACUAAAAACAAAAUAUUUUAAUAUUAUCAGCACCUAAGAUUUUACUGCAAAAAAUUAUUGUUUUAGCAUUAUAAUGCCAUAUCGAGAACUUUGGAUUUUAGUGCUUAUGACAACAUGGACACUGAAAGGGUUUACAGAAAUGUCCCUUCUGUAGAAUUUUUAAAAUUAUAUAGAUUUAAUGAUUUUUGACAGGUCAAUUUUUUUUAUGACCAUUUAGCGAAGAAAAGUGGAUUUUAAUGACUUUGACAUAAAAUCGCACCUGCUUUCAAAAGUAGAAGGCUUAUAGCCAUUAAUUUAUUCUUUAAUUUAGAAACCCUGAUGCAAUGCAAUAGGACUCGAAAACGGUUUCCAAAAACUCACUCUUAAGAAUUUUGAGAAAAUAUUUGGUUUGAUUUGUUCAGCUAUAAAAAGUUGCCAAACUAAUUUUUCCCCCCAAAACAUGAACCUAUAUAAAAGAAAAAAAAAAUGUUAACUAGUUUCAUUCGUCCACAUUAUGCCAAUUCAAAUUGUAUUAGGAUACCUCUUUCCUAACUCGAGCUAGAAUUUCUCAAAGACAGAUCGAUUCUUGGGUAUUUUUUUAUACAUUCAUCGUUAAUGGGUUAAGUCUGUCUACCGAUUUUCGUUCUUCCGUUCAAUAGAUAGCCGAAAUCACGAUAGCAUUCGAACGAAUGAGGCAAUCAGCAUGAAAGUUUUCAUAGUAACUUUCUAUUGAUGAAGCUCGUUGGCCAUUGCAAAUGGAUCAUUUGGUCCAAAUUGAUUUUAGUUUAUAAUACUAAACAAUUUUAAAACACUUAAAAAUUGUUUCGUACUACGUUUCUCAUACUGUUCGAAAACUGAGCUGAGCUUAUUCAAAAAACUGGUGAAAGUUUUUAAUAUUUUUAUAACCUACACCACUACUGUCGUACAAGGAAGAGAGAUAGACCCCUUAACAAACAUAACGAUCGACUCAAAAUUAGUUUUUGAUUCGAUUUAGCUGUGUCCGUCUGUCUGUCCAUCUGUUUGUCGAUAUGUCCGUCUUUCUGCCUGUCUGUCUUUCUGUCCAUGUUAAUUUAUGUACAAAUUUAUUACAUGCAUCUUUUUUGGUCUUGAGGCGAAGCCUAUCGAAAGUUGAAGAAAUCGGUUCAGAUUUAGAUACAGCUCCCAUAUAAAUCGUCAUUUGUCAAUAUCGUCUCUAAUGACUCUUCUGAUCACUAGUGAAUUUUAAUAGAAAUCGAUUCAGAUUUAGAUAUAGCUCCCAUGUAUAUGUAUCGCCCGAUUUUGACUUCUAGAGCCAAUAUAUUGCACAUCUAUCUCCUCUAUUACGCCUCAAAGAUGUACGGAUUUUAAAUUUUUUUUUUUUUAAUGAAAUUUUUUUGAAGCUUAAGUUAGGUUAGGUUGUUGGGUGAGUUUGGGGACGGUAAAUCCCUUACCACAAUUUCCCUUUCCGGGAUUCUCAGAGACAUACUGAUAUUGAGGGAGACCUUAGGAGUUACCCCCCACUUCCUACCGAACAUCCUCCUGCAGGAGUAAAAAUCGCACAGUGCUAGGCAUAGUCCUCGAAUCAAUUAACUAAAAAAUGUACACCCAGAAAACUUAGUCUGCUGAUUUCAACAAAUACUGUCUGCUCAUAUUAAAUUUAAAAUUUCAAACUUUUGACUGAAUCCAUACAACAUUUUGAACUUCUAUACAACAAAUCCACUUGAAGCCGUCAAUUUUUUUAUUUAAAAGCACAAAUAUAAUAGAAGUAGUUAUUUUGUCUGCUGUUAUUUAAUUUAGCAAAUUAUAGAAAAUUGGGAAAAAGUUUACGGUAUAUGCUUGUAAAAUUUUAAUUUAAUAUAGAAUAUACAUACAUAUUUUUAUAUUAGUGACAUUAAUAACAUUUUUUUCUUUUAACCAUUUGAAAACAGCAAGAAAUGUUUGCUGUUUAAGGAAAAAAAAUUACUUCUGUCCCAUUUUCAGCAGACUUUCUGCUGUUAUACCAAACAUUUUUGCUGUUUUUACUAACAUUAUAAAAAAUUGCAAAUUAGCCCAUCAACAUACCAUUAAGAAGCAGCGGGUAUACUUCUCUCUCUCACUCUCUCUCUCUCCCAUAUCAAUGAGUACUGUCCGUACUACAAUAGUUUAAGCUCAAUGAUAAGGGACCAACUUUUUAUAGCAGAGUCCGAACGGCUUGCCGCAGAGCGAUAUCGCUUAAGUAGAGAAGUUUACACGGCUGAUAACUUAGGGUAAAUACCUCACAAGUGUCGCGAGCACUGGGAGAGGGCAUACCACCACUUAAAAAAACGAAGAGAAUGUAAACAAAAAUCUAUUAAAUCUGACCGGCUGUUAACAGUUGCUCGAUUGAGAUAACCUUUAGUGGCUGAGCCAUGCGGUGACCCAUAAUAAGGGACUAGCAGCCUUCAAAAUAUAAAUUUUUGCUUUCACAUAAAUACGCUGACACGAAACCGAAGCUAAACAUAUAUUUUUCUAAUUGCUGCCCAAGUUAAUAAUAUAAAUUUUUUUGUUUGAAAAAUUAAUUUGCUAGAAUAACAAAACGAAUUGAGAAAGAUUCUAUGCCAAAAGAACUGCUCCGGGUUCGAGGCAACAAACAAUGAAUUACGCUAACUUCUGAUAUUGGCAUGACUCCUAUAGGGCGUGCAGCACAGAUUAAAACGAAUGAUCGUCAGAAUGGGGCAAGGUCUGGACUAUCGGGCGGUCCACCCACGAUUUCCUAAAUUAUUUGGACCGGUCUUGUAAUAUGUGACUUGGUCUUGAAACGAUGUCACAGUUCGUAUAUUCUGGUCGGUUUUCCUUGAUUGAUAUAUUCAAAAGCAUGCAUUUUGUUCAGUACAGGCCCCUGCGAUCGAAAAUACCCUUCUGAUCCCACCACCUUGGCGUCAUCAAGAUUCGGAAUCUGCGUUGAAUUGGUUAAAUUUUUCGGGGUGACAGCACUGUUUGAUAAUUGUGCCUAAACACCAUCCGUGAAUGUGAAAAGUAUUCAAUGUACCCUGCCAUUUCAUCAUGGAGAAACUCACAAACGAGCAACGCCUGCAAAUUGUUGAAAUUCAUUAUUAAAAUUCGUGCUCUGUAACAACAGCUCAAUGGAAAUCCACUGUUUUAUCGAAUAAUUGUGUAUAACGAUAAUGCUCA
Messenger RNA from Stomoxys calcitrans (stable fly), 7813 nucleotides. Its product is annotated as zinc finger protein 891. The coding region runs from base 895 to 2676 and encodes 593 amino acids. The record is from RefSeq and is a predicted model, not a curated record. Lineage: Eukaryota; Metazoa; Arthropoda; Insecta; Diptera; Muscidae. Gene Ontology annotation, molecular function: DNA-binding transcription factor activity, RNA polymerase II-specific; RNA polymerase II cis-regulatory region sequence-specific DNA binding. The transcript is spliced from 4 exons. Gene Ontology annotation, biological process: regulation of DNA-templated transcription.